AAGGUUUGCAUCGUUUUUGCAAAUAUUGCAAUGUUUGGUUUAUAGAUAGUGGAAUCAUAUCUCUAAUGAAGGGUGCACGGUGAAUAUAAAGGUCUUUACAAAUCAUCGAGAUUGGAAUCAUAAAUAUAAACUCGAUUAGUCUUUUUGCACUAUGUGGAUUACUGUGGCCAUUAUUGUUGUGUUGGUCUGUUUGAUUGGUGGACUUUCCAAACGACCUAGAGGUCUUCCACCAGGUCCGACAAGUUAUCCGUUCAUCGGCAAUGUAGGACUCUUCAAACCAUCCGACGCCCCGAAAGCUCACAGAAAAUUAAGGAAGAUUUAUGGAGACAUUUACUCUUUAAUGCUAUUCUACAAACCUAUGAUAAUUGUCCAUGGAUAUCAUCAUAUCAGGGAACUUCUGGCAAAACAUGGCGAUGUGUUUUCAGAGCGACCAAAAGUCCUUCCAUCCGUUGCCCUUGCUAAAGGAAAAGGAUUGGUAUGGUCCUCGGGUCCCUUAUGGAAAGAACAAAGAACGUUUGCACUGACAACGAUGCGUAAGUUCGGAUUCGGGAAACGUUGCUUGGAAAGCCAGAUCAUAGAAGAAGUAGACUGCUUAAUGGAUGAACUAGAAAAAUAUGGACAAGAGGCUUUUGACAUUCAAAGUAUGCUGAAUACCACAGUUUCAAACGUUAUUUGUUCACUUUUAUUCGGUAAAAGAUUUAAUUAUGAAGAUAAAAAAUUCAAGCGAUUGAUUUAUUUACUCAAUGAACUGUUCUCGACUGCCAAUGCUUCUUCAAUCGGAUUUCUUUUUCCUUGGGUGCGCCAUUUUCAAAUUAGUAGCACUCGGAAGAUAAUGAAGGACAUUGAUGCUUUGACUGCGUUUGUAACUGAAAUGAUAGAAGAGCACAGGAAAAAUUUUGAUGAGAACAACAUCAACGAUUUCGUCGACGCUUUCCUUCUGGAACAAAGUCAAAAAGAAAAUGAGAUAAACUCGACAUUCACAGAUGAACAGCUUGUCACCAGUGUACGAGAUUUCUUUGGUGCUGGCACUGAGACUACUUCUACGACACUCAGAUGGGCGCUUCUGUACUUGAUCCAUUAUCCACAAUGGCAGAAAAUCCUCCAGAAGGACAUUGAUGACGUCAUCGGUCAAGGUCAGCCUAAGAUGGAACACAGAGACAAACUGCCAAAGGUGGAGGCGUUUAUUUUGGAAAUUCAGCGUUUGGCAGACAUAGUUCCCAUGAAUGUACCACAUGCCGCUUGCGAGGAUUUCGUGUACGAGGGGCAUCUCUUCCCCAAAGGAGUCCUUGUCUUUUGUGUUAUAGAUUCUGUUUUGUCGGAUCCUGAAAAUUUCCCUGAGCCUUCAAAGUUUAAACCAGAGAGGUUUUUAGACGAUAGCGGAAGAUGUCAAGGAGAACAGAAAAAUAAGCUGAUACCAUUUUCAAUAGGACGCAGGGUGUGUUUGGGGGAAUCACUUGCAAAAAUGGAGCUUUUCCUCUUUUUCACCAGAUUUCUACAGAAGUUUGAGAUAAAACCAGAGGAUCCCGAGUGUUUGCCUUCUCUGGAUGGAUCAUUGGGAAUAACGCACUUGCCACCAAACUUUAAAAUGAGGCUUUCUAAACGAUAGAAACUUCACAAAUUUAGUACUCCUCCCCCUCCCUUCAUAAAAUAUUAGAAAUUAAUUAUAAAAUUCUAUAUUAAAAAUUAUAGAAAGGCUUUAUAAUAUUGUGGUAAUUUUCUUACUGUAGAUAUGUAUAUUUAUCAUAAAUAUUAAAUACCUACAAGCAACAAGUCUAUAAAAUGAGAGACUUUUAAAACGUUAAAACAUCAGUUCUGAAGUUUAUCUCCCCCCAAAAUAGCAUCAUGGAAAGGUUUUACAAAUUAACCUGUAAAUGCAACAAUUUUUUUUUCUCAUUAUAUACAG
This is a messenger RNA of Saccostrea cuccullata (small rock oyster), 1903 nucleotides long. Its product is annotated as cytochrome P450 2B4-like. The transcript has 4 exons. Gene Ontology annotation, cellular component: intracellular membrane-bounded organelle; cytoplasm. The record is from RefSeq and is a predicted model, not a curated record. Gene Ontology annotation, molecular function: iron ion binding; heme binding; steroid hydroxylase activity. Gene Ontology annotation, biological process: xenobiotic metabolic process. The coding region runs from base 152 to 1606 and encodes 484 amino acids. Lineage: Eukaryota; Metazoa; Mollusca; Bivalvia; Ostreida; Ostreidae.